GCCAUGUAAUAUAUAUCCUAAUAAAAUGUUUUGUGCUGCCUUUUUUGCAUCUGAAGUUUGUGUGCGUAACUGAAGCUACCAUUUUAGAGGAUGAUUCUCAUUGCUGUAUUUCUUGUUGCUACAGUCAUACACGAAGGUUAUGGUAAAGGCUAUGUCGAAAUAAAUCUUAAAAGCCUCAGUAACCCAAAACAUUUCGACAACGGAAAAGAAUGUUGUGAUACAUGGCCUUGGAAAACAUGCCGCGGAGAGUGUGAUACCAAACUCUACUUAUGUGUUACUGAUUUUAACCAACCGUCUUCACGUAUUUCGUGUAAUGUUGGAAAACUAGAGAGCAAAACCUUCAGUGGGCAGAGUAGUAUUGUAUUCAAGAAUGGUGAUGAUUUGGGGAAGGGUGUGACCAAUCCAAUGAUCUUUUCAUUUCAGAAAUGGCAGAGAUUUUUAGAAGUGAUGUUUACGACAUAUGACGUUGACACUUGGCCAAAUCCCGACGAUUUAAUUGACAUUCUUUCCGUCAUUGUUCCCGUGCAAGCGUCUGCAAACUCCACAAGUGCUAACGUAAUUUCGAAAGAAAUUAAAGGUCGAGUUAGCAGUGUAAAAUUUGACGUGAAAGUUUAUUGUGACGAUAAAUAUAAAGGCAAACAUUGCGAUGUGUUGAAAAAGAAUUAGAAUAGAUAAAAAUAUUGUAUGUAUUAAUAUGUGUCAAUAUAAAAGUCUGAUUACACGCGUGUAUCCUAGCCUUUGCGCUUUUCAAUAGUCCGAUAAUAUAUUAUCGAACUGUCAAAGUAUUGCACAACAUCAAAUUAAAAUGAAUAAAUCAAA
Molecule: messenger RNA, 819 nt
Organism: Hydractinia symbiolongicarpus
Lineage: Eukaryota; Metazoa; Cnidaria; Hydrozoa; Anthoathecata; Hydractiniidae
Exons: 3
Coding region: 91-666 (191 amino acids)
Biological process (GO): multicellular organism development; Notch signaling pathway
Cellular component (GO): membrane
Source: RefSeq, a predicted model, not a curated record